UCUUAGUAAUGGAAGCUCUCAUAUUUGUUCAAACAGAGAAAGACCGGGAGAACCACCAUUCCAAAGGCCGAAGCCUGAGAGCAGCACACUGUAAUCCACUGAGACUGGAGCUGAUGAUCGUCUGUGUCGCGAUCUUCGGUCGUCAGAACAAUCCACUGUACAUACAGAGUUUUACUGAAGCAGACGAUGUACUCGAGCUCCACCACAUAGUUCACUGUUCCCUUGACGUGGUCGAUGAGAGAGUGAAUAACCUGAAGAAAUCUGGCCCGAUGCUGAAUGAGACGUUCCUUGGAUUGCUUUAUCCGACUGAGAUUUAUAAAGUGUGUGGUUAUUUGACUAACACGAAGGUGAAAUUCAUCUUGGUCACUUUGGAUUUAGAUGUCAGGGAUGCUGAUGUAAGAAAUUUGUUUCGGAAGUUCCAUGCUGCCUUUGUGGAUGCAGUUUCAAAUCCGUAUCACGUGCCAGGUAAAAAGAUCACAUCCAGAACUUUUGCAGAAAGAGUAAGCAAUAUAGUCAAGUCAUUUGGUUUGAGCUCGGCAGUCUAAUCUCAGUAAAUGCACUUCUAAAGCUGUUGGAUUGCUUCAAGCAACCAUUGUUCUCUGCCUCUGGCUAGGAAUUGAACAAAUAUUGUACGAAAUUGGAGUCUUGAGUUGUAGCAAAAAAAAAAAAGUGUUUUUACCUCUUAAUUAGAGAUGGUUCUUUUAUUUUAGUGCAUAUUAUUCCUGACGAACUUGACAUGCAUCCACUUUAAUCGCAAAUGUAACUCCGCCCUUUAUCUUUCCCUUUGAUAUUUUAGAUGGAGGCUAUAUUUGAUCCAAAAUAAUUUGCAAUAAAGUUAAACGAUUAAUUAA
Populus euphratica (Euphrates poplar) is the source of this 851-nucleotide messenger RNA. RefSeq names its product trafficking protein particle complex subunit 2-like protein. The transcript has 5 exons. NCBI's taxonomy places the organism in Eukaryota, Viridiplantae, Streptophyta, Magnoliopsida, Malpighiales, Salicaceae. The record is from RefSeq and is a predicted model, not a curated record. The coding region runs from base 9 to 545 and encodes 178 amino acids. Gene Ontology annotation, biological process: endoplasmic reticulum to Golgi vesicle-mediated transport.